AACAGCAACGACCUUUCCCCCCCUCAAAGCUCUUCCUAUAGGCCUGGUCCCGCCCACCCGGGUGCCGGGAAGGUUCUGGGCGCGCGUGGUGCAUUGUGGGGAGGGACCGUUAGCAGCAGGGCCGCCGCCAAGAUGAUGCCCACACCUGUUAUUCUGCUGAAGGAAGGCACAGACACUUCCCAGGGGAUCCCCCAGCUUGUGAGUAACAUCAAUGCCUGCCAAGUCAUUGCAGAGGCCAUUCGGACCACACUUGGCCCUCGGGGCAUGGACAAGCUCAUUGUUGACGACAGAGGCAAAGCAACCAUUUCUAAUGAUGGUGCCACCAUCCUGAAGCUUCUCGAUGUCGUACACCCUGCUGCAAAGACGCUUGUAGACAUUGCCAAAUCCCAGGAUGCAGAGGUCGGUGAUGGCACCACUUCUGUUACCCUCCUAGCUGCCGAAUUCCUAAAGCAAAUCAAACCCUAUGUGGAAGAAGGGCUGCACCCCCAGAUCAUCAUCCGUGCUUUCCGCACCGCAACCCAGCUGGCAGUAAAUAAGAUCAAGAAGAUUGCUGUUACAAUCAAGAAGACGGACCAAGACGAGCUGCGGAGCCUGCUGGAGAAAUGUGCAAGCACAGCCUUGAGCUCAAAGCUGAUUUCCCAGCAGAAGGAGUUCUUUGCCAAGAUGGUGGUGGAUGCUGUGAUGAUGCUGGAUGAGCUCCUGCAGAUCAAAAUGAUUGGAAUCAAGAAGGUGCAAGGAGGAGCCCUGGAGGAUUCCCAACUGGUUGCAGGGGUGGCCUUCAAGAAAACCUUCUCUUAUGCCGGAUUUGAGAUGCAGCCGAAGAAGUACCAGUCUCCUAAGAUUGCUCUGCUCAACAUCGAGUUGGAGCUUAAGGCGGAGAAGGACAAUGCUGAAGUCAGGGUCCACAGUGUGCAGGAUUACCAGGCCAUUGUGGACGCUGAGUGGAACAUCUUAUAUGACAAGCUCGAUAAAAUCCACAAGUCAGGGGCCAAAGUUGUCCUCUCCAAGCUUGCCAUUGGUGAUGUGGCUACUCAGUACUUUGCUGACAGGGACUUGUUCUGUGCUGGUCGAGUCCCUGAAGAAGAUCUCAAGAGGACCAUGAUGGCCUGCGGCGGAUCCAUCCAGACCAGCGUAAAUGCCCUGGCGGAUGAUGUCCUUGGGCGUUGCGCGCUCUUCGAAGAGGCACAGAUUGGAGGGGACAGGUAUAACUUCUUCACCGGGUGCCCGAAGGCCAGGACCUGCACAAUAAUCCUGCGUGGAGGGGCUGAGCAGUUCAUGGAAGAGACGGAGCGUUCCCUCCAUGAUGCCAUCAUGAUUGUCAGGAGAGCAAUCAAGAAUGACUCUGUAGUGGCUGGUGGUGGAGCUAUAGAGAUGGAGGUUUCCAAGUACCUCCGAGACUAUUCCAGGACCAUUCCGGGCAAGCAGCAGUUGCUGAUCGGGGCAUAUGCCAAAGCCCUGGAGAUUAUUCCACGCCAGCUCUGUGACAACGCUGGCUUUGAUGCCACCAACAUACUCAACAAACUCCGAGCCAAGCAUGCCCAGGGUGGGAAGUGGUUCGGUGUGGACGUGAACAACGAAGAUAUCGCUGACAACUUUGUGGCUUGUGUAUGGGAGCCAGCCGUUGUGCGCAUCAACGCCUUGACAGCAGCGUCUGAGGCGGCGUGCCUCAUCGUGUCCGUUGACGAAACCAUCAAGAACCCCCGCUCCACAGUGGACGCCCCUCCUCCAGGCCGUGGCAGAGGGCGAGGGCGGCCCCAUAACCACUAAAUCCCAGGCUUUGACAGCAGUGUGAGAAACAGGGAGGCCCUCUCCCACAAAAGAUGGCCCCUGGACCCCGUCACUUAGCACUCCUCAGCCUGCUUUCCGCAUUUGGAGGGUUCAAACCACCUUUGAUGCUUUCAGGGGAGAAGCGCUUUGAGCGUUAGCUGCUCUGUGACCAGUUGUGUGAAAUGGGAGGAAGCCCCAUGAAAUCCAAGGCCAGGUACCCUUCCAACAUUCAGAUCCGGGUAUCCUACCUGGUGCCAGACUUUUCUCCCUUCCUGGGUUUCUCCUUGUUCUUCAGCUUUGACACCUAAGCCCCCCCCCUCCCCCGGAUCUCUCCAUUGCUGGCAUAGUGCUUGACGGUUAAGGAGGCUAGUAAGUGUGUUGUAUUUAUUGGUUGUUUCUAGAAGGCAUUCAAACCCAGCCAUGAACACAAUAAACCAUUUUAAAAAUCA
This is a messenger RNA of Rhineura floridana, 2216 nucleotides long. RefSeq names its product chaperonin containing TCP1 subunit 7 (gene CCT7). Lineage: Eukaryota; Metazoa; Chordata; Lepidosauria; Squamata; Rhineuridae. Gene Ontology annotation, molecular function: ATP-dependent protein folding chaperone; ATP hydrolysis activity; ATP binding. The transcript has 12 exons. Gene Ontology annotation, biological process: protein folding. Bases 133 to 1767 code for a protein of 544 amino acids. Gene Ontology annotation, cellular component: chaperonin-containing T-complex. The record is from RefSeq and is a predicted model, not a curated record.